AGAAGUUCUGCAUGACGAAUUGUUCGGAAGGAAAACAUUAACUAAAUGCUUCUAUAUUUGAGAAGCGGUGCACUGCUGCAGUUGUCAAUCGUCAACCGUGCAUGCAAAACACUAGCGCUACUUUUUUUUUUUUAACGUGCACUUUGACGCCCAAUCGUUUAACACAACGAAUGACAUGUGUGGUGACCUCGCAUUCAGAAGACUCGAUCUCGGGCUUGAUCAAGCGCGUGCAGAAGUUGGAGGCAGGGUUUGUCAGCAUGGGUCAAGAGCUCACCCUCUUGCGGGAGUGGUUGACCUCCAAGAGCCGCAACCACUUUGAGCCGCCUUGCCGUCAAGAUGCCCCGCACAAGACGGAGGCUCUGGAUGAUGCCUUGGACCCGGGCCUUCUUUUGCCCAUUGUACAGUUCUCUGGGCUGCCUUCAGUCUACGCGCUUGAGAGAGCUUCGCCUCAGGUCUUUGCUGCCUUGUCGCGCCUGGUGAACCCCAUCAAAGCCAGUUUCAUGAAGCUCUACAUUUGCGGAGGGUGCCAAAGAAGCACCAGCCUGCUCAGAGGUGGCGCCAGGCCUGAAAAGAUGGCGAGCACCGUAGAACGCUUGGACCUGGGCGCUGCACAGAGCUGGCUCAGCUCCUGGGAGGCCGUUGCCCCCAUGCCGGAAGCGCGCUCCGAUGCCAGUGCGGUAGUGCUUCAGGGCUACCUGUACAUUUGUGGUGGCCAGGAUGGGUCAAACGUGCUGACCAGUGCUGCUCGCUUUCAUCCUAGCACGCUCGAGUGGGAGGUCUUACCAUGCCUGGCGGAAGGUCGCCGAGAAGCAGCUGGAGCAGCUCUUCAUGGUUGUGUCUAUCUUUGUGGCGGUUCCAAUACUUGUGGUCCAUUGAGCUCAGGGGAGCGCUUCAAUCCGGCCCUGCACGCCUGGGAGACCGUGCGGCCCAUGUUCCGACAGCGCUCAGGUGCUGUCAGUGCCGUGAUGGGUGGUGCCUUGUGCGUAGCGGGUGGCGGCGAUGGCCAACAACCGCUAAGCUCCGCCGAGCGGCUGGUGGGGGAUGCUUGGGAGGUCCUGCCGUCCAUGUCCUGCCGGCGGAUCCGCGCUGCGGCGGCUGUGUUGCAAAAUCGGUGGCUUGUCUGCGGUGGUGGAGACGGGCGCUAUGUCCUGAACUCUGCCGAGCUCUUGAUGGCUCCAACGUCACGCUGGGAGCUGCUAAAGCCCAUGAACAGCCCGCGCUGGUCCAGCGUUGCGGGGGUCAUGGCUGGAUGCCUCUAUGUUUGUGGUGGCGGAGAUGGAGAAUCUGUUCUCCAGUCAGCAGAGCGUUUUAACCCAAUGACUGGAGUAUGGGAGGAGCUUCCACCCAUGAGCUGCCCACGCUGGGGCGCUACAGCAGUGGUGGCAGAUGGCCUGUACGUGUUGGGAGGAAGCCACAAGUUCGGAGCUCUCGGCACGGCCGAGCGCUUGGGUCCCACCUCCGAGGCCUGGGAGUCCUUGCCUGGCAUGGCCGAAGCACGCUGUAGGGGCGCCGCUGCGAUCCUCAUUGGCUGAAAUCUUUGGGUUUCUGAUUGGCCAACUUGCCAACUUGACAGACAGCCCAAAACGCCAACACAGUCCGAAAACUGAGCGGCUGAGCUUUGCAGAAGCUACUUGUGGUAAAGGUAGGAUUGGUCAUUCACUUGGCCUGGGAGUUAUGAGGGGUCAAUGACACUCAAAACGCCACAAUCGCCUCAGUUAUUUCUCAGAUGAUGGUUGCC
Durusdinium trenchii is the source of this 1738-nucleotide messenger RNA. The record is from the annotation of a GenBank genome assembly. Lineage: Eukaryota; Dinophyceae; Suessiales; Symbiodiniaceae.